AUAACCUUUUCCCUCUCUGCUUUCCAUACUACAGACAUGAGCGAAAAGGCCUUUGAGUUCCCCAAAAAGUCAGAUAACUCCUUUGUCAGUCUGACUGCAGUCCUAAAGAAGCCACUCAAUGCCUUCACCGUGUGCCUUCACGUCUAUACAGAGCUGAGCCGUGAAUAUAGCCUCUUUUCUUAAGCCACAAAGACACUAGAUAAUGAAAUCCUCCUCUACAAGGAAAAGACUGGAGAGUACAGUUUAUCUGUGGGUGAAGCUGAGGUAGUUUUCAAGCCUCCUGAGAGUUCUCCUGCACCGUUGCACCUCUGUGCUAGUUGGGAGUCCAUCUCAGGAAUUGCAGAGCUCUGGGUGGAUGGGAAGCCCAUGGUAAGGAAGAGUCUGAAGAAGGGGUAUAUUGUGGGGACAGAGGCGAGCAUCAUCCUGGGACAGAAGCAGGAUUCAUUUGGUGGGAGCUUUGAUGCAGACCAGUCUUUGGUGGGAGACACUGGAGAUGUGAACAUGUGGGACUUUGUGCUGUCACCAGAUGAGAUUAACGUGGUCUGUGUUGGUGGGACCAUCAGUCCUAAUGUCCUGAAUUGACGGGCACUGAUCUAUGAAGUUCAUGGUGAAGUGUUCACGAAACCCCAGCUGUGGCCCUGA
Galeopterus variegatus (Sunda flying lemur) is the source of this 642-nucleotide messenger RNA. Its product is annotated as C-reactive protein-like. The annotation marks the transcript as partial. Gene Ontology annotation, molecular function: low-density lipoprotein particle binding; complement component C1q complex binding. The record is from RefSeq and is a predicted model, not a curated record. Gene Ontology annotation, biological process: innate immune response. NCBI's taxonomy places the organism in Eukaryota, Metazoa, Chordata, Mammalia, Dermoptera, Cynocephalidae. The transcript has a single exon.